AUUUACGGUCAUUUCUCAACACAGCAAGUGACAUUCAUCAACGGAGCGAAAACAACUUCUAAUUUUUUGAAUCUCAAUCAUUCGCAUUUCACAAUUUAUUAAAAAUGAACGCGUUAAAACAACUACAGACCUUAUACGAACAAGAACUACACACAAAUGUUAUUCAUUUAGCGGAAUUAACAUUAUCAUUUUCCGAAUUGAAACAAGACAUCACUCCACAAACAAAGUAUGAAAUCAACAUGUUAUAUGCAGAUGCUUUAUACCAUACCCAACAAUACCUGCAAGCAGACAAUGCAUACAGCAAAGCAUUGCAAAUUCGUAAAUACAUUGCAAAAAACAAGUCAACCAAAGCAAAUUCCACAAGCACUCCAGAAAACAAUCAAAACAAUUCCAAUAUCAGUCAGAAAGAACAACAAAAAGACAUAGAAAUUAACAUCAAAUAUAAAAUGUACCUAUGUAGGAUAAACAUGAAACAACCACAGAAAGCAAUUGAAAUUUUGCAAACAGUACCAGCACGAACAAGAAUUCCUAAAGUAAACAUGGCACUUGGAGAUUUAUACAUGGAAGCUGGUUUAGAACGCUCAGCAGCGACGUGCUACAAAGAAGUAUUACGUGAAUCAAGUUGCGCGCUUCUAGCAGCUGAGAAACUACUAAAACUCGGCGUGAAAGGCAUCGAAGUGAACUCGCUGAUGAUUGAAGCCACAUCAGAUCACAACUGGAUUAAUAUUUGGUUGCGUGGUCAAGCACAGAUGCAUUCCAAAGAGUAUUUAAAUGCAAUCAACACUUUUAAGAGCAUAGACGCAUUGAGAGAAAACGUUAACCUAUUGGUAACAGUAGCAUAUUGUUACGUUUAUCUCUGCAAUGAAAAAAUGGCGUUGAAAACCUUACAGAGAGUCGUCCAGUUAGACAACGGGUUUAUCACAGGGCGUGACUUGUUAGGAACAUUAUUAGCUCGUUCAGGAGAGAAGGAAGACUUGCGAGAGUUGGAAAGAUUAGCGACUAUUGAGUUGGAGACAUCUCGCUGGGCAUGUGAGCACUGGAUCGUCAUGGGGUGGUAUAUGUAUGCGAAUAAAAAGUAUGAGAAAGCUGCGUAUUUCGGUCACCAGGCGUGUUUAAUGCAGAAAUGUAAUGUGGAAGCGUUACUAUUAAAAGCCCACACAUUUCUUGCAUUAUCAAAGCAUGUGGAAGCAUUGCUACACUUUAAAGACGCGAUUCAUCAUGCGCCGCAACGAUUUGAAGGGCAUAAUGGUUUGGUGGAAGCAAAUUUUGUUUUGUUGCGAUAUCGCGAAGGGUUGACGAUAGCAGCGAAUGCUUGUAAGGUGUUGAAUAAUUCACCGCAAGCAUUAACUCUUUAUGCUUCGGUAAUCAUGAAAGAUUCAUCUACAAACGGUAAAGUUCGUGGUCUUUUGGAGAAAGCAAUCGCUGAUGAUCCAUCCUACUCGCCCGCCGUGUGUUUAUUCGUAGAAUACUUGGAUCAGGAUCAAAGAUAUCAGGAAGCAUGCAAUCUCCUACAGAAACACGUUGAAAAAUACCCAUCAUCCAAAAUGCAUCAACUGCUCGCCGAGAAUUUAAGCCGCCUGCAGAAGGACGAAGAAGCCUUCACACAUUACAACGCAGCGUUGCGUCUGGAUCCGCAUAAUCAACGCGCUAUUGAAGGAAUGAAUCGAUUGGCGCAGUCGCCGAAUAAGUUAGACUCUUCGCUGUCAUUCUAUCUACCAGAAUUGCCAGUCACGCCUGAGAAUAAUAGCUAUGUGUUACAAGGACCCAGCAUGCCGAUUGAUGACCUGGAGUUGAGUGAUUCCGAUCAGUGGCAGGACCGCGUCGAGGGUGACUCGGGCGAGUUAUCAUUCACGUAGAUUCGAGAGUAAUUUAUAUUCAUGUUUUAUUAUUAUAAGUUUAACUUUCA
Molecule: messenger RNA, 1906 nt
Organism: Dalotia coriaria
Lineage: Eukaryota; Metazoa; Arthropoda; Insecta; Coleoptera; Staphylinidae
Gene: APC7
Product: anaphase-promoting complex subunit 7
Exons: 3
Coding region: 105-1856 (583 amino acids)
Biological process (GO): positive regulation of mitotic metaphase/anaphase transition; protein ubiquitination; cell division
Cellular component (GO): anaphase-promoting complex
Molecular function (GO): protein binding
Source: RefSeq, a predicted model, not a curated record